Oncorhynchus kisutch (coho salmon) is the source of this 767-nucleotide messenger RNA. RefSeq names its product transmembrane protein 14C. The record is from RefSeq and is a predicted model, not a curated record. The transcript has 5 exons. Gene Ontology annotation, cellular component: mitochondrial membrane. Gene Ontology annotation, biological process: regulation of heme biosynthetic process. Lineage: Eukaryota; Metazoa; Chordata; Actinopteri; Salmoniformes; Salmonidae. The coding region runs from base 194 to 517 and encodes 107 amino acids.
AGGGACGUUUUCCGUUUUUCAAUCAUCUCGAUGGAACAUUGUGGAUAAAGGUCAAAUUGAGUACAGUGGUAUAUCCCAUCCCUGCAUUGAGGAACGUUUUCUGACGCAUUUCUCGUGCCAGCUCCAAUGUGUCUUAAUGUAACCAUGAUUGCGUUCCGUUCACAGUGCAGCUCAGGGUAAACAAGCAUAACGAAUGACUGAUUGGGUUGGAUAUGGGUAUGCAGCACUCAUUGCAUCCGGAGGAGUGAUGGGCUAUGUCAAAGCACGCAGUGUCCCCUCCUUGGCGGCAGGUCUUCUCUUCGGCAGCUUAGCUGGGGUUGGUGCCUACCAGAUAUCGCAAGAUCCUACAAAUAUUUGGGUGUCUCUAGUCACAUCAGGAGCCCUGGCAGGUGUGAUGGGAAAGAGAUUCUAUGGUUCCAGGAAGAUGAUGCCUGCUGGAAUGAUGGCAGCAGCAAGUCUACUUAUGGUGGGGAAGCUGGGUGUUGGAAUGCUGCUGGCGAAGCCCCAGGAGUCAUAAUGCACUGAAAUGAAGAAGACGUUCACAGACACAGAUGUCAAAAUCACUAUCCUCUCGUGCUUUUCUACGGUCUUAUAUCGUUCACCAAGAAUAUCAGUCAGAUAUGUGAAUGUUAUUUUGGAAAAAUGUAUAAUUGAACACUGAUUUAUGAAAUAACAAGGACUGUCAUGUGUUUUUGUUCAUAUUGUAAUGCAGAUUUGUCAUUACGUUACAAGAGAUAAAUGAACCGUGAAGUUGCGUAUAAGGUUUA